Messenger RNA from Paramecium octaurelia, 1211 nucleotides. NCBI's taxonomy places the organism in Eukaryota, Ciliophora, Oligohymenophorea, Peniculida, Parameciidae. The record is from the annotation of a GenBank genome assembly.
AUAUAUUGAGAAACGGAUAAUGAGAACAUUUAUCUUAUUAGGAUUAUUGUCCCUCACCUUCGCAGUGACCAUUAGUAAUUAGGGCACUUUAACAAAUCCAACAUCACGAGUGGAAAGAAUUAUGACUAAGUUCAUGCAAUUAAGUGAAAUGAGCACACAAUUCAAUUUUAACAAGCUUUUCGAUGCAAUUGACUAAUUGAGUGCUUAAUUAAAAGUACCAUUGUGUAGUCAUACUGAUAGCAAUCUGAAGUAGACGAGAACAAUCUAUUUGAUGCUGACUUCGCUUAAUAUGUCGAGGAUUAGGCCUUUUACACAGAUUUAGUUACUUUCUACACGGCAGAAGUAGCUUAGCACACAGAGGAUCUGAGAUCUUUGAAUAACCAUUUGGAAUCAUAUCAACAAUAAUUGACAUAGAGACAAGAGGAAUUGGAUAGAACUCAGAAACAAAAAGCCUAAUUAGAAGAGACCAUCAGACAAAAUGAAAUCACUUACAAUAAAUAAAUCACCGAUUUUAAUACAGCAAUAGAUGUUUUAGAUCAAGCUAUUUAAUUAUUGUCUGGGUUGAGAAGUAGAUACAUAUAGCAUAUAUUUGAUUAGAUCCUGUCUUAAUAUAAACUGAAUAAGAUUAACUCAAAACCUUGGCUACUAAAUUAAAUUCUAUCAAUUUGAAGAAUCAUAGAGUCUUAUACUAACCAAUAGUUGAUAUCUUUAUGUAGCUUGCAUAAAAUAAGUAUGAAAAUUAAACCAAUAUUAGUUUGGCUAAUUAAGAUCUCCUCAAGAAGGUGCUUAAUAUGUUGAAUGGACUCAGAAACUCGUUAGAUGGAGGCAGAAAUGCAUUAACCAGCAAUUACAAUAGCGAAAGAGCCUCCAAUUUGGAGUUGUUGGAGUCUUACAACAAGAAGAUUGAUGCUCUCGUCAAUGAAGUGAUUCCAAUGUUAUAAGAUUUAAUUGCAAAUACAAUUGGUAUGCAAUUUGUUGAUUGAACCUUAUAGAAUAAAUUAAGGUGAAGACCGAAUUGUUGAACAAUGCCUAAGCCAAUUUGGAUGAAGCAAAAGAAACCUUGCAAUUUAUUGAAGAUAGAUGGGUUAAAAGAAAGGCUUAACAUGCAGCAUUGUUAGCAGAAUAUGAAAAAGAAUAAGCACUUAUAGCUUAAACUAUAACUGUUUUGCAAAGAGGUGGUGUAAGAAGAUAAUGAUUUAAUUUUUAUUUUA